AAAACUCAUUGGUUUCUGUUUGAAAGUUGGACUCAUCGGUCAAAUAAUGAACGCAAAAUUCCAAGGAAGUUCAAAUUUCCUGAUCUACAUUCUUGUCACUUCUCUUAUUGCAUUCAAAAUCUGUGUUUUCUGUCAACAAACUAUUAGUAUUGGAGAUACUGGUGUAACUUUGGCAACCAUGAAUAAUACAAUUCCGGCUAGCAAUUUUAGUUGCGGUGCCAAUCGGUUCACGGAAUUUAUUCCACAAUUGUUUAACAGCACCGAGUGUAAAAAUUUGAGAGAUCCAAUGAACGUCUGCUGUGAAACCCACGACAACUGCUACAACACUCAAAUUGGUAAAGAUUUUUGCGAUAAUGAAUUUUGUCUAUGUCUAAGUACGGCCACAGAAAAGAAUCUUUGCGCAGUGGAUGCUGCCGGAUUCUGUGCAGCUGUUCGACUUUUUGGAGAGACUGCGUAUAACACCUUGGGAGGACUAGAACCAGUAUCUCCCACUAUAAAUUAAAUUUUAAAAAAAUCAACAUUUGUUAGUAUCCAUUGUCAAGAUGAUCACUUUUAUUUUUGAAAACAAUGUGAUUUCAAUUUUCAAAAUCAAUUUAAAUGCCCGCAUUGUAGGCGGUUGAAGUUGCCAAAGUCAUAAUGUACAUAAAUCUGUUUUUUUUUC
Messenger RNA from Caenorhabditis elegans, 661 nucleotides. RefSeq lists its product as uncharacterized. The transcript has 3 exons. Gene Ontology annotation, biological process: arachidonate secretion; phospholipid metabolic process. Gene Ontology annotation, molecular function: A2-type glycerophospholipase activity. The coding region runs from base 47 to 502 and encodes 151 amino acids. The record is from RefSeq and is marked reviewed. NCBI's taxonomy places the organism in Eukaryota, Metazoa, Nematoda, Chromadorea, Rhabditida, Rhabditidae.